Molecule: messenger RNA, 1085 nt
Organism: Biomphalaria glabrata
Lineage: Eukaryota; Metazoa; Mollusca; Gastropoda; Planorbidae
Exons: 4
Coding region: 146-538 (130 amino acids)
Source: RefSeq, a predicted model, not a curated record
CUUGAUCCGGGUAUGUUAUUGUCACCUGCCGCUAUUGCCUUUCUGGCGUUUGAAAUCAGGAAUCAUUUGAUCGUUCAGGAUAACCUGGCUUAAAACAGAAAUCUGGAGAGUCCUUCAAGUUUCGUGUGAACUUAAACAUUGGAAAAUGAUACUGAUUAUCAUUUGUAUCACCUUAUCUUUGUUUGGUGCCAAGGCUUUGAAUGAACAAUCUAGGCAACAAAUUAACAACACGAAAACAACUAGUGAUGAUGUCGUCUCAACGACACCUCCAAACGACACAACCACAGAACAGUCAACAAUGGAUAUCACCCACAACAAAAACAUAGGUAGUAGCUCAGGAAAGACCACCGCUGCUCAUGAUAUCAUGUCCACCACAGAACAGCCAAUCAUGGAUGUCACACAAAAACCCACAAGCAGUAGCUCAGGAAACUGGAUGCUAAAUGACCAGAACACCACCGUACCGUACAAUGGCGACGUCACCAAAAGACCUAGCUUAAUCGUCAUGGCCAUGAUCUUAAAUGCUUUCAUAUUCAUCUAAAUAUUAAUAGCUAACAUAAAGUUACAAUUUUCUGUAUUAUUUUUCUCAGAACAUCUAUAACCCAGAAAUUAUUUUCUGAAUCAAUCAUAAUUUAUUAAUUCUUAUUAAACAUUUUCUUUAAUAAUAACAACAAUUUAUAUUAGUGAACAAUCAUUUGUAAUUAGAGCACAUUUGUGUAGAUAUAAAUCCUGAAAUGAUGUAGUCUGAGUAUCGCCAUCUUGCGAUCUUUUAAAGAAAGUAAAUUUAUUAUUUGUUCAAAUAUUUCAGGAUAUAAAAUGAGUUUUAUUAUUGAAAAUAGAUUUGUUUUUUUAAACUGUAUAAGAAUAAAAUCUUCUAAACCGUCCCGAUGUACAUAACAGAGAAUUACUAAGAUUGAGUCAAUAAGCAUUAAAUCUAAUUAGCCAUUGAUGUUAUAAUAAAUUACAUUGUGUUCAUUUAAUUUAUGGAAAUAAAAAAGCAGUCAGAUGACAAGUAGUAAAUACUUCAAAAGAUAUUCCAGAUUUAAACAUAUUAAACUAUACAUAUAUGCAGCAAAGUUUUAUUUCAA